Arabidopsis thaliana (thale cress) is the source of this 1329-nucleotide messenger RNA. It is a transcript of the gene MYB43, whose product is annotated as myb domain protein 43. The record is from RefSeq and is marked reviewed. NCBI's taxonomy places the organism in Eukaryota, Viridiplantae, Streptophyta, Magnoliopsida, Brassicales, Brassicaceae. Bases 127 to 1110 code for a protein of 327 amino acids. Gene Ontology annotation, cellular component: nucleus. The transcript is spliced from 3 exons. Gene Ontology annotation, biological process: DNA-templated transcription; carboxylic acid biosynthetic process; regulation of DNA-templated transcription. Gene Ontology annotation, molecular function: DNA binding; transcription cis-regulatory region binding.
AUAGGUUGUUGUGUAGCCUCUUUAGUCUUGGAAAUACAACAUAUUAUAAGUAUAUUAGGUAACAUAUAUGAUCAUAUCUCUAUAUAUAAAGUAGGUAUAUAUAUAUUUAGCGAGAGAGGGAGAGAGAUGGGGAGGCAACCAUGUUGUGACAAAGUAGGGUUAAAGAAAGGGCCAUGGACUAUUGAAGAAGACAAGAAGCUCAUCAACUUCAUCCUCACCAAUGGCCAUUGCUGUUGGAGAGCUCUUCCCAAGCUUUCUGGACUAUUGCGGUGUGGUAAAAGCUGCAGAUUAAGAUGGAUAAAUUAUUUAAGACCUGAUUUAAAAAGAGGUCUUUUAUCAGAAUAUGAAGAACAAAAGGUCAUUAAUCUCCAUGCGCAACUUGGCAAUAGAUGGUCAAAGAUUGCCUCUCAUCUACCAGGAAGAACUGAUAAUGAAAUAAAGAACCAUUGGAACACACACAUAAAGAAAAAGCUAAGGAAAAUGGGUAUUGACCCUUUGACCCAUAAGCCUCUCUCUGAACAAGAAGCUUCACAACAAGCUCAAGGGAGAAAGAAAAGUUUAGUGCCUCAUGAUGACAAGAACCCAAAACAAGAUCAACAAACCAAAGACGAACAAGAACAACAUCAAUUAGAGCAAGCUUUGGAGAAGAACAACACAUCAGUGUCUGGUGAUGGGUUUUGCAUUGAUGAAGUCCCAUUGCUCAAUCCACAUGAGAUCUUGAUCGACAUCUCUUCUUCUCAUCAUCAUCAUUCUAAUGAUGAUAAUGUCAAUAUCAACACUAGUAAAUUUACUUCUCCUUCUUCCUCUUCCUCUUCUACGUCGUCGUGUAUAUCAUCAGUAGUACCGGGUGAUGAGUUCUCCAAGUUUUUUGAUGAAAUGGAGAUUCUUGACCUCAAGUGGCUUUCAUCCGAUGAUUCUUUAGGGGACGAUAUUAGCAAAGACGGCAAGUUCAACAACAGUACUGUUGAUACGAUGAACUUGUGGGACAUCAAUGAUUUGAGCAGCUUGGAUAUGUUUAUGAAUGAACAUGAUGAUGGUUUUAUUGGAAAUGGAAAUGGAUGUUCAAGAAUGGUUUUAGAUCAAGAUUCAUGGACAUUUGAUCUCCUCUAGCUUUUAGUUUUUUCUUGAUGUUUUUUUAAUUAGAUUUUUUUUUUUUGUUCUUGAAGUAGUGGGGGGAUUUGGGGUUGGCUUGGUGUUGCAGUUUAGUGGAUUAUGGUGUACAAUACAUGUAAUAAAGAUUGCAGUUGUGGACAGAUCGUUUUUUCUGUUUUUUUUCCUUCACUUACGAAAUAUUUCUUUGGAAAAAUAUAUAUAAAACACCAUUAAAGU